CAGCCCAGCUUCAGAAAGGAAGCACACCCUCCAGUCUCUCGCCUUCUCAUCCCGGCACCGACAGUGAUUGUGGUGGAGGAAAAAUACACCCACCAACCCUCCUUUGAUGAUGUCCACUGAGCAAAUGCAGCCACUGGAGCUCUCGGAAGACGGACUGGACAAGCUUGACCCUUGUUGCAACCACUUAGAUGAUCUUUCAGACCAGUUCAUUAAGGACUGUGAUCUCAAAAAGCAGCCAAGAAAGGGAAAAAAUGCACAGGUCACGCUGAACGUUGAGUCAGAACAAAAAAAACCAAGGAGAAAAGAUACGCCAGCCCUGCACAUCCCGCCUUUUAUACCAGGUGUGUUUUCAGAACAUUUAAUUAAAAGAUAUGAUGUCCAAGAGAGACAUCCAAAGGGCAAAAUGAGUCCCUCUCUUCAUAACACUGACCUGGAACAGAAGAAGCCAAGGAGAAAAGACACACCUGCCCUGCAUACAUCCCCUUUUGCAGCAGGUGUGACACUGCUCACGGACGAGAGACCCAAAAUGAUCAUGGAAGAUGACGAAAAGGAUGGUGACAAGAUAGCUAUUUAAAGAGAUUUCCCCUAGGACCGCUUGUAAAUAGGCUAGAUUGGUUCCCUAUGGUGACCUAGAAGAAAAUAGACUUGUUUCUGCUCUCAUUUUGUCAUUGUCUGCCUUAAGAUCCAUGCACCUUUUCCCCAGGAGACACGCUGUAUCAGAUUGCCAGUCACCUCUUUGUCUCUCUUCUUCCUUGAAUCUGGUUUCUAUUCUCACCUCUUGAAUUUUCAUUUUCCAAUGCAGUGGAAAGGAAGCAGAUCAUCCUAAAUUAGGAGGUAACAGGGAAAACUUUAGUGUUUAGUUUCUGCAUCUGCUAGAUCAAUUAAUGAAGCAAAGAACAUGGAUAAGAUGGGGAUCUUUUAUUUCUUGGCUUAUGCUGCUGGGCAGGACUUGGCUUAACAUUAUCCAAACACCAGUUCAAGUGUGGGCUCCCUGUUACCAGUUAGGGAGGUGAGAAUGUUUGGGUUCAAAUUCACUGAUUGCUUUGGAGAACAUGGACUUUUUCUCUUAUCCUAUCUCGAGAGUCCAAGUGUUUGUGGUGACAUUUCUAAGAUCUUUGUAACUAAUACCCUCAAGGUGAAUACAUGAACUGGGCAAGUCAACUCAGCCAACCAUACCUUGGCUGAAAACACCAGAGGUAGAGAAUGCUGGUCUAUCUGGGAAGCUUAGCAAUAUAUCUUAUUUAUUGUUAUCUUUUAAAACAGUUCUCAACCCUGUUGUCUUGAUGUAUGUGAGUUGUGUCACAAGUGAACCAUUACUAAUGAUAGGUAAAACACCAACAUUUGUGAUGAAUUUACUUUUUAAAAAAUUAAUUAAGGUCAAUGGAAGGCCAUUCCUAUAUUUUUAGCAUUCUCACUUGCUUGGCCCCCAUACGCUUUCUUGGAUGGGAGGGAAAGAUGUGGGGUGAGCUCGUGAGCAGGAACCUAUAUAUAACCCCUGCCCCAGCCUGCAGUCUGUGGGUGCCAUGGAAAGGUUUUACAUGAGGGCCUCAUCCACCAGGUGAUGGACAUGGGAAAAGGUGAAGACUAUUGUUCAAAGGUAGAAAGGUGGAUAUUUUAACAAAUCUGCCUAAAAGUGAUCAUUUGGAAUCUCUGUAUAUACCCUGUCUCCAGCAGUUUGUUAAUCCUUCUGUCUUCCUGUACUCUUCACAACAGUGGAAAAGAUGCAGGAUCCUGCUGGUAAUAAAGAUGCU
Messenger RNA from Ceratotherium simum simum (southern white rhinoceros), 1751 nucleotides. RefSeq names its product protein phosphatase 1 regulatory subunit 17 (gene PPP1R17). Gene Ontology annotation, biological process: regulation of phosphatase activity. The record is from RefSeq and is a predicted model, not a curated record. Lineage: Eukaryota; Metazoa; Chordata; Mammalia; Perissodactyla; Rhinocerotidae. Gene Ontology annotation, molecular function: protein serine/threonine phosphatase inhibitor activity.